This is a messenger RNA of Pseudophryne corroboree (corroboree frog), 2739 nucleotides long. RefSeq names its product protein tyrosine phosphatase non-receptor type 22 (gene PTPN22). Gene Ontology annotation, molecular function: non-membrane spanning protein tyrosine phosphatase activity. The coding region runs from base 99 to 2432 and encodes 777 amino acids. The transcript is spliced from 21 exons. Gene Ontology annotation, biological process: peptidyl-tyrosine dephosphorylation. Gene Ontology annotation, cellular component: cytoplasm; nucleus. NCBI's taxonomy places the organism in Eukaryota, Metazoa, Chordata, Amphibia, Anura, Myobatrachidae. The record is from RefSeq and is a predicted model, not a curated record.
UUUUGUCGUAAUGUUUGCUAACCACACUCCUCGCCUCUGCCUGGUGGUCUCACUAAACAUCUGCCUGAUGUGACUUUAUUCAUUGCUGGCAUAACAAGAUGGAGCAGAGGGAGGUUAUACAGCUUUAUCUUGAUAAUUACCUGAAAAAGAAAGAAAAGUCGGAUGAGUUUGCCAAUGAUUUCAUGAAUUUGAAAAGACAAUCUGCAAAGUAUAAAACAGAUAGAAACUAUACCACAAAGGCAGCUGAGCGGGCUGAGAAUAUUAAGAAGAACCGUUAUAAAGACAUCCUUCCAUUUGAUCACAGUCGCGUGGAACUCUCACUGAUCACCUCAGAUGAAGAAACAGAUUUUAUCAAUGCAAGUUUUAUUAGGGGUGUUUACUAUCCCAGGGCGUAUAUUGCUACACAAGGCCCGCUGCCAAAUACUGUUGUAGACUUCUGGAGAAUGAUCUGGGAAUACAAUAUUGGGGUUAUAGCCAUGGCCUGUAUGGAGUUUGAAUACGGGAAAAAAAAGUGUGAGCGCUACUGGGUGGAGGAAGGAUGUGAGGUAUUACAGUGUGGUCCAUUCUCCAUUAUAUGUGGUAAUGAGGAGAAGAAGAAGGAUUAUGUCAUCAGGACCUUGAUAGCAACUUUUGGGAGUGAAGAACGGAUAAUUCACCAAUUUCACUAUAAGAACUGGCCAGAUCAUGAUGUACCCUAUUCCAUUCAGCAUAUAUUGGACAUGAUACGAGACAUUCGUCUGCUGCAAACAGAUGAUUAUCCCCCAAUAUGUGUCCACUGCAGUGCUGGCUGUGGACGAACUGGAGUAAUUUGUGCAAUUGAUUACAUAUGGAGACUUCUGAAAGAUGAGAUUAUUCCAGUCAAUUUCAGCGUUUAUUCCAUUAUACAAGAGAUGAGAACCCAAAGAUCAUCACUAGUUCAGACUAAGGAACAGUUUGAGCUUGUCUAUAGUGCAGUCAUCCAUCUCUUCAAAAAAGAACUCGAGCAGAUCAAUGCGAUAACAGACUCCAAAGAGGAAAAAAUAUUUGGAUAUCCAACUGCUCUACAAGACAGUGACUUUAAUAGACUGCCAGACAGUAAUACAGGUAAUAACAUGAUUGGAGAAAAAUCUCAAGACUCUAUUGGGAGUUUAUCUGCAACAGCAUGCACCAGUGGAGCAACCUAUAAUGACAUUAUGGUGCCUUUAACAACUCCAAAGAUGUAUAAAACUUGCAAAACCUCAAACAUAAAUAAUCUCAGCACCCAUACCUUGGAUUUAGUCAGUCCAUGUACAAAUACACCUUAUCCUUUGUCCAGAACACAUUUUGGCAGAAUUACCCAAAAUAUCACCAGCAAUAAUUCUGAGAACAUACUUCCUGUUACUGAUAAAAGAUGCUACAAUGUGCAUGCACCAUUAAUGAGAACCAAGUCCACUCCUUUUGAACUGCUACAACAGAGACAGUUGAUCAUGUCGGAGCAUGCUGUCAAAGAACCAGCUGCCUACCCAUAUAAACCAAGUUUUCUGGAAUCUAAUGUUGGCCAAUGCUCAGGACUUACAGGCUCUUUGGGUAACAUCAGUACUGUCCAUAGUAGUCAUGUAUACAUUCGCUUGACUGAAGAUCCUUAUUUUUCUCCAACAUCCUCUUCUGAUCCCGGCUCACCAAUAUUUGCAGAUUUUUGCUUGGAAGCCCCUUCCCCUGAUAUAUCCAUACCAAAAGUCAAAGAAAUGCCAAGCUUUAACUUGCCAUUGUCUGCCUCUUAUCAUUUAUCCCAUGUGAAUGAGUCUUUUAUCCAAGAGCCACUAAAAGGGCAAGACGUAUUUCAUGACACCAUCCUAAAUUUCAAGGUUACUUCUCCCAGUGCAGAAAGUCCCCCUCCUUUGCCAGAACGCACGCCUGACUCUUUCAUUGUACCCGAUGAACAUGUUCAACCCCCUCAGGACCCUUUGAAACUGCAAUCUAUAUUACAACCCAAAGUUCCAAGUGUAAGAAUUGGCACGUCGAUGGAAUGGGGUGGUGUGUCCAAAAGUAAGAGUGAUGAUUUCAGGCUCACGGGACGUAGCAAGAGUGUAAAAGUAAGAGGGUCAAGGAGUGAAAAAACAAGGGACAGAUCACCUUCUCCGCCACCUUUACCAGAAAGAACUGAGGAUUCUUAUGUUAUUGCUGAAGAAGCUAGUGGUGUAAAAAACGUUGUUUUCGAAAUGCCGCUGACUUUACAACCCAAUGAUGUAGGAACAAGUGGCUCUUUGUCAUCUGAAGAACCUGACAAACAAAUGACAAGGAAAAAGAGUUUGAAAAUAUUGAGGAAUGUCAAAAAGAAUGUAUGCAAUUUGGUAAAACAAGAAUCUGAAACUUCUCAAUCAAGUGGUUCCCUCUCAUUCUUAAAUUUUGGAUUUGGAAAUCGAUUUUGUAAACCAAAGGGUCCCAGAAAUCCCCCCACAACGUGGAACAUAUAAUGUCUACUCAAGCAAAUGUCUUCUGUAGUAUAACUGUGCUAUUUUUCAUUUUCACCUGGAAGGUUUUGAACAUUAAGAUUUAAAAACAGAUUCCAUGCUUUCCUUAGUUAUUAUUUACAUUUAGUUUGUGACUGUUAUAUCAAAACAGGAAAUGUUUUUCCAACUGUGACAUUUCUGAAAAUAUGUUCUAUUAUCACACAAAAUUGCUGUGCACCCGGCACCCUUGUUUGCAGCUACAUGAACAGGUUAUACUGUAUAUUGAUUUAUGGGGGACAAUUGAUGCCUUGUAUAAAGCACUUGAUGAUGA